AAAAAAAAAUACCAAUCAGCACCAGGGGGUAGGGCGUUCAGUGACCGGUAUAGUUGGCUAUAGAGUUACUUGUACACUCCUACUGAGAGAGUCGCUUGGCAAUGUGACUGUGAGACUGGUGUACUCGACGAAAGUAGAGGCAGAGUGUAAGGGACACACCGGGCUGAAGAGUAAGUGCUAGGCAGCAGGCAGGUGGUGAGCAAGGUAACGUGGGUAAUAUCGAGAUACUUUUGGGAGUGAGAGAACCGAGUGAGAGAGAAACAGGAAAAGGGUGAGCCGCGGGCGCGUGAUUAAAGGCUUCAUAAGGGGAACUUAGAGAAGACUAAUACGAGGAACAGGGCAAAGAGGAGACUAUGAAAGGCGCAAGUGGGAGCUACGGACAAAAAAAAGAGCUAAUGGUGAGGGUGGGAAUGAUAAGGUUUAAGUAGCGUGCUGUUGCUGGAGAGAAGGCGAGAGUGUGACGUGUGCUGGAAGUCUUGUGCUAGGAUCACAACUGGAGGAUUGUAUCACUCGAGGAGACCUGUGCACUUUCUGAGGUGGAGAGUGGCCCUUGAAAUUGAGCUCUGGAAAGUGUGCCCUGUGCAGUAAUGGUGAGAGAGGCACCCCUGAAUGAUGUGCUGCUGGAUUCUACACUUUCCCACACUAUGGCAGACAAGAUCAUUCGUCCAGGCACAGCCGUCUCACCUCAAUCUCCAGAAAGUGAAUUGGGUCAGGACUCAGGAGAAGUUACAAAGCUGUACGUGAGGCGCUGGUUCACUGUGCUGCUCUUCAGUUCCUACUCUUUGUGCAAUGCAUUCCAGUGGCUUCAAUAUGGUAUUAUUAGUAAUAUCUUCAUGCACUAUUAUGGUAUUGGCAGUCUAGCCAUAGACUGGCUGUCAAUGUCAUAUAUGUUGGCCUAUAUCCCACUCAUUUUCCCAGUAGCCUGGCUCCUGGACACCCGUGGCCUGCGUGCCAUUGCAUUAAUUGGCUCUGGGCUGAACUGUGUGGGUGCUUGGAUUAAGACAGGUAGUGCUCGGCCAGACCUGUUUGGAGUGACACUGUUUGGGCAGCUGGUGUGCGCAGUGGCACAAGUUUUCAUCCUGGGAAUGCCGUCUCACAUAGCGUCUGUGUGGUUCAGUUCCUCUGAAGUCUCCACUGCAUGCUCCAUUGGAGUAUUUGGAAAUCAGCUAGGGGUUGCGAUUGGCUUCCUUCUACCCCCUGUGCUGAUCCCCAACAUACAUGACUUGGAUUUGCUUUCACAUCAUAUAAGAGUUAUGUUCAUUGGAACUGCAGCUGUAGCAUCUGUACUGUUUAUCCUCGUCGUCUUUGUGUUUCAGGAUGCUCCAAAGAAGCCUCCUUCUCUGGCACAGGCUGCAUUGCUGUCCACUUCCGCCAGUCAAUACUCAUACAAACAGUCCAUCAUUCGCUUGCUGACAAAUAGAAACUUUAUCCUUUUGGUUGUGUCAUAUGGUUUAAACACAGGGGCAUUUUACUCCCUCUCCACACUGUUGAACCGAAUGGUAACCUUUUAUUAUCCGGGUCAAGAAGUAAAUGCUGGAAGGAUUGGCUUGACCAUCACGGUGUCUGGCAUGUGUGGAGCAUUGCUCACAGGUCUCUGGCUGGACAGGACAAAGACAUACAAACAGACUACGCUAUUUGUAUAUGCCUUUUCCCUAGUAGGAAUGGUGACAUUCACUUUCAUCCUUAAUCUUGGUUAUCUCUGGGUCGUCUUUGUCACCGCUGGAUGUCUGGGAUUCUUUAUGACUGGAUAUCUUCCACUUGGGUUUGAGUUUGCAGCAGAAUUGACACAUCCAGAAUCUGAGGGAACAUCAUCAGGAUUGCUGAAUGUAUCAGCACAGGUAUUUGGUUUGAUCUUCACCACAUCGCAGGGACAAAUUCUGGAAAAAUUUGGGGUUCAAGCUGGAAAUAUUUUCCUCUGCAGCUUCCUGUUGGUGGGGACAAUCAUAACAGGAUGUAUCAAGCCUGACCUUCGCAGACAAAGAGCAAAUCAGGAGGCAGCCCAUAGUCCUUUCCAUGUGAGCCUUCAGCCCACGUUCAAUUAUGGCUCACUCAAUGAAUCUGACGAGUAAGCAGAAUGCAGAGCCACAUGUGGAAACAGGGGACACCCCUUCAUGUCUCUUGUCUGCUGAAGAGUGACAACAGAUUCCAUUGUACCACAGAAUGCAGCUUUAAACAUAACUUCUACUUGGUAAUGGGAUAUUCGAGGCUGGUGGGUUUAUCGACAUAUGUUUCCAUCAGGGUUCUUUCAUGCCUAAAGCAACAUUAUACCUUCGGACUCUAUCAAGUUUUUACCAAAGAAGAAUUCAGUCCAUGUAUUUUGCAAAAUCAAGUGCACAGUUUGCCAUGGAAUCUGACCUGGGUAUUGCAGUUCGAAAUGUCAAGCGUUUGUAAUUAGAAAUUUAAAUAAAAUCCAAUUAAUUUA
Messenger RNA from Xenopus laevis (African clawed frog), 2422 nucleotides. It is a transcript of the gene flvcr2.L, whose product is annotated as FLVCR heme transporter 2 L homeolog. The transcript is spliced from 12 exons. Gene Ontology annotation, cellular component: mitochondrial membrane; endoplasmic reticulum membrane; plasma membrane. Lineage: Eukaryota; Metazoa; Chordata; Amphibia; Anura; Pipidae. The record is from RefSeq and is a predicted model, not a curated record. Gene Ontology annotation, biological process: transmembrane transport; choline transport; heme export. The coding region runs from base 588 to 2069 and encodes 493 amino acids. Gene Ontology annotation, molecular function: heme transmembrane transporter activity; transmembrane transporter activity; heme binding.